AUGCGGCGAACUCCUUUAUCUAGAAUCGCUGGCUGGGCAAAACGGAGAAAAGAUCAUGAUAGUGAGGACACAAGCGCCAUGGAGCCAGCGGAGAGUCGCGAACGCAGCGCUGGUAAUCAGUACCAUUACCGUCCAUUGCCCCGGGGAUAUAUCCGCCUGCUGCGCUUACUGCCUAGCGAGGAGAGAGACUCCCAUAUUCAAGGUUGCCUGUUCAGCUAUCCCCUAGAGCGGUUGGCAGGCAAAACGCACCUGUACGAGGCUAUAUCAUACGUCUGGGGUGGCUUGAACGGUUGUCAAUCAAUCUCAUUAGAGGACUGUGAUUUCCCGGUGACUGCCAAUCUUCACACAGCUCUGUUGCAUAUUCGUGACCCGUACAUCGAGCGAAUCAUCUGGAUAGACGCGGUUUGCAUAAAUCAGAAGGAUCUCAAGGAGAGGGGAGAGCAGGUUCGGCGCAUGGCUGAAAUAUACAUUAGAGCCAAGAGUGUGAUUGUUUGGCUCGGGAACUCGGCCCAUUAUAGUGAUGAAGCACUUGAGAAAAUACGGAUCGCAGCUCAUAGACCGCACAGCGUGGACGACAAGUUUACCAAGGAAGCGGUGUUCUCUUUGCUCCAGCGACCCUGGUUUAAGCGCAUAUGGGUGCUUCAAGAGGUUGCGGCCGCACGACAGAUCUUGAUCAAGUGCGGGGCUACAGAGAUGGACGGAUAUGUGUUUUGCGUUGGUCUUACAUCAGGAUCUUUUGAAUCUCUCUAUAAGGAUUUCCCUGAGUUACAAGCCGUCGUUCUUCCCGUGGCAUUCCUCAUGAGAGAGUCAUUAUUUCGGCCAAAGGUAAUACAGAGCAUUUCAAGCGAAUUCUCAUUGAAUAUACGCCCUCUGAGCGACCUACUUGAGAUGUACCACACCCGUGAAGCUACCAGGCAACAUGAUAAGCUAUUUGCCUUGCUGGGCAUGUGUUCUGACGAGUCUAUUCCGACUGCUUUACUGCCUGACUAUAGCACACCAUGGGCAACGCUUUUUGCGCGGCUUGUUCGAUUUUUACUUGGGAGAGCUGUAUACAUCAGCACUUACGAUCAAUCUGAAUGCGCUUUAAUAAGUGGGUGGGGUUAUAUUCUGGGCAAAGUACUGUCAGCGAAAAGAAGCCAGCGAGAAGAUGGACAGGAGGUGAGUUUCGCUACAAAAGAUACAGAUGGAAGCUUUGGACCCCAGAUACAAUGGCAUCUACCAGCUCUAGCAAAGCCCGUCCAAGUAGGCGAUCUAGUUUGUCAGCUACAGGGAGCGGCGAAACCUACCAUAAUUCGCCUAUGCCGUGAUAGCUUUUCCAUAAUAAUGAUUGCGGCACCUCUGGAGCUCCGGCAGCCGAAGCAUAACACUCGGUUGACCCUUCCUCUUUCCUGGGACUGGCAGGAUCCCUAUUGGAAAUUGUCAGAUCAGAAGGAUGCCCAAAGUUCCUUGAACAGCAGGUUACCUGGGUACUCAGGUCACCGAAACGGGAGUCUUUCGGGUGACCCAGAUGGAUUGUGGCGUGCCGCUCUAGUAUUGGAAGCAGCAGAGGAGUAUCGUAUUGCAGCAGACAAAUUCCAACAGGCACUGUCAAGGUAUAAGGAAACCAUGAGGGCAAAUAAUACGCGCAAGGCGGCCUGCACAGAGCAGUCGGACACGGUACCUGAAGAGUUACAUGGAUUAAAUCCUUUGGAGCUUGGCCAACUCAAAAAUUGGACUUUCAAGCUCAAGUUCAAGCAAGGAGGCGUUAUCGGUUACGGGACUGCAUUCAGUAUUGCUGUCCCUGAUGUUGAGAAAGCUGUCUUGCUCACCGCCAGACGUAAUCUCAUCGAUAAAAAAGGUUACCCAUCAGAGGACUUGGAGAUCUACAACGAACAUGGCCUGGUCACCUCGAUACACAGUGGACAUAUGGAGAUAUUUCUCUCUGCUUGCGACCCGAAUUGCGCGAGCAAUACCAGCAUGGACCCAGGUUAUGGAGCACUUCUGGUUGAUAUGAAGGUCGAAUCGCACUGUCGUGGUUAUGGUUUUGCCCUAAUAUUGGGUCAAACGAACCUAAAAGGCGACGGCCUUGGGGUUUGCGGUUAUCCGAACUUGGGCAAGCUUUCUAGAAGCACAGGGCUAUGUCUUAGUUGUCAGAAUGACCGAAUGACAUACAAUGCCAUUGUAGUACCAGGGAUGAGCGGAUCACCUGUGUUCUUGUCGCAUAAUGGAUAUGCCACCGUCGUCGGCAUACAUAUCGACCCAAGUGGCGUGGGCGGAUGGUGCGUACGCCUUACCGCAGAGGUUCUGGAGGAGAUAUUUGGCUGGGCUAACGCCAUCUACACAAAUAAAUGCUUGAGAGUAUUGCCAACCGGAAGGGUUCCCCGAGAGGGGUGUUAUCUCCACUUCCCACCGGAUCGUGAGUACGGUAUUGCAGCAAUAGGUCAACAGGUUCCGCCGACUACAUUCGAUAUUCUUCCCUCGUAUGCAUCAAGCGCAACUGGUCGCAUCAAGCUCUACGUGUUUCGCUUCCGGGCACCUCCCAAGUGGCCACGUCCAACGCAGAAAUGGGUGCAAUGGGAUAUUGCAAUUAGGAUUGUGAGACUGACAAGCUCUCUGCACCAGUCGAAUUCAGUGAAACUGGACUCGAUGCUAGAAGGAAGCCAAAAUAUCUUUCGGUUGUCCGUCGAAGACAAUCAACUCAUGAUACCUAUCCCACACUUUGAUCAACAGAACCGCCCGGUGUAUCAUGCACAAUUUUGUUUUGUACUAGCGGUACAGGGACAAGGAUGUGGAGGUUUG
Molecule: messenger RNA, 2778 nt
Organism: Aspergillus nomiae NRRL 13137
Lineage: Eukaryota; Fungi; Ascomycota; Eurotiomycetes; Eurotiales; Aspergillaceae
Exons: 5
Source: RefSeq, a predicted model, not a curated record